This is a messenger RNA of Xenopus tropicalis (tropical clawed frog), 2829 nucleotides long. RefSeq names its product protein kinase cGMP-dependent 2 (gene prkg2). Lineage: Eukaryota; Metazoa; Chordata; Amphibia; Anura; Pipidae. The record is from RefSeq and is a predicted model, not a curated record. Bases 179 to 2542 code for a protein of 787 amino acids. Gene Ontology annotation, molecular function: ATP binding; cGMP-dependent protein kinase activity; kinase activity. The transcript has 19 exons.
UGACAGCAGACAGGGCGCCCUAUUAUUUACACAGCACCAUGUGUUCCUGAGAGCACAACAAGCAGAGUGAGAGUGUCACAGUUCGCUGCCUGCAAAGCCUGUGCCCUGAGGGAAGCGAGUAAGAGCAAGAUCCCAUUCUGUUCCUGCAGGCGAGUUGGAGACGAGGUCAUCAAGGGAAAUGGGAAAUGGCUCUAUGAAAUCCAAACCACUUAAGCAGCCAGAUGGACAACGGGUGAACUUCUCCAUCAGCUCCUGCAACAAGCUCCGUAAUGCAGACACUGUAAAAAAUAAAGUCUGGGAAUUAGAGAUAGAACUUAAGAAAAAAGAUGAGAAGCUGAAGAACAAAGAACAAAUAUUUCAAGAGCUGCAGGAACAAAUUAAGAAGCAAAAUCAGGUUAUUGAAGAGAUGGCAGAAGAACUUCAAAACAAAUGUGUUCAACUUAACAAACUGCAAGUUGUUGUACAAACUCAGAAUGGUAUCUCCACAACUCCAGACCUGCAUAAAAUGUUACAGCCCUCUCCAACAAAAACCCUUCAUGCUUUACCAACUAAAUCAUUGAAGGGAUCCCCACUUAAAACCUUUUCAGGCCUGUUCAGCAACAGCAACAAGAGAAAAGGGGCAAAGGAAGGAGUUUCUGCAGAACCUACCAGCAGAUAUGAUGGAGGUGAUCAUCCAAGAUUCUCAUUUGAAAAAGCACGUGUUAGGAAAAAUACAAGUGAGAAGAUUCUUAUAUCAGAUGCUUUAAACAAGAACCAGUUUAUGAAGAGAAUGGAUCAUCAUCAAAUUCAAGACAUGGUAGAAUGCAUGUAUGAAAGAAUAUAUCUUCAAGGUGAAUUUAUUAUCAGACAAGGGGAACCAGGAAGCCAGAUCUUUGUAUUAGCAGAUGGAAAAGCAGAAGUUUUUCAGGAGAACAAACUUCUGACAUCCAUCCCAGUCUGGACAACAUUUGGGGAGCUUGCAAUAUUGUACAACUGCACAAGAACAGCCUCUGUGAAAGCAAUCACCGGUGUCAGAACGUGGACUCUAGACCGCGAAGUGUUUCAGAAUAUAAUGAGAAAGACAGCCCAAAGUAAACAUGAAGAAUACCUAAGUUUUCUUAAGAGUGUGCCCUUGUUGAAGGAACUUCCUGAACAUAAGCUAAUGAAGAUUGCAGAUUGCUUGGAACUGGAAUUCUAUGAAAUGGAUGAUUACAUUAUUCGUGAAGGAGAAGAAGGGAGCACAUUCUUCAUAAUUUCUAAAGGAAAGGUGAAAGUGACCCAGAGCACAGAGGGUUAUAAAGAACCUCAGUAUAUAAAAUUUUUGGAAAAAGGAGAUUACUUUGGUGAAAAAGCUCUUAUCAGUGAUGAUGUCAGAUCAGCAAAUAUACUAGCAUAUGGAGAUAGAGUGGAGUGUCUUGUCAUGGAUCGAGAGACAUUUAAUAAGACAGUUGGAACGUACGAAGAACUUAUGAAAUGUCUUGAGGGAUAUGUAGCAAAUUUGACCCUUGAUGAUGAAAGAAGGCAUGCCAAGAGCCCAGUGAAUGAACGACAUCUAAGAGCCGUGUCAAUGGAACUGAAUAAAAUGAAACAAACUCUUGCAAGAUUUCCAUCUGCAUCCCCUUUUGAGAAUCUAGAGAUUGUCACAACACUGGGUGUCGGUGGGUUCGGGAGAGUGGAACUUGUCAAGGUAAAGAAUGAGAAUCUGGUUUUUGCACUAAAAUGCAUUAAGAAGAGGCACAUUGUGGACAACAGGCAACAAGAGCAUAUACAUUCUGAAAAAAACAUUUUAGAAGAAGCAUGCUCUCCUUUUAUUGUGAAACUCUACUGCACUUUCAAGGAUAAUAAGUAUGUGUAUAUGCUUCUUGAAGCAUGCCUUGGAGGGGAGCUUUGGAGCAUUUUAAGAGAUAGGGGCAGUUUUGAUGAGCCUACUGCAAAAUUCUGCACUGGGUGUGUAACAGAGGCUUUUGAGUAUUUGCAUCAAAAAGGGGUUCUAUAUCGGGAUUUGAAGCCAGAAAACUUACUUCUGGAUUCAGAAGGCUAUGUCAAACUGGUUGAUUUUGGAUUUGCUAAGAAAAUUUUCCCUGGGCAAAAAACAUGGACAUUUUGUGGCACGCCAGAAUAUGUUGCUCCAGAAGUUAUUUUAAACAAAGGACAUAGCUUCAGUGUGGAUUUCUGGUCACUAGGAAUAUUAUUGUAUGAACUCCUGACAGGAAGCCCUCCUUUUACUGGACCUGACCAGAUGAUCAUCUACAAUUUAAUUCUUCAAGGAAUUGAAAAAAUAGAAUUUUACAAAAAUAUAACAAAACGCCCUGAAGAUUUGAUUCGCCGCCUCUGUAGGGAGAAUCCAGCAGAACGACUUGGAAAUAUGAAGAAUGGCAUAGCUGAUAUUAAAAAGCACAGGUGGUUUAAUGGCUUUAACUGGGAAGGAUUAAAUACUAGGAGUCUGCCUUCUCCUUUAAAACCUGAGCUAGAAGGCCCCACAGAUCAUAGUUAUUUUGACAGCUACCCACCAGAUGAAGAAAUCCCUCCAGAUGAGGUGUCAGGAUGGGAUCAAGACUUCUGAAAGAUGUGUUUAUUCUGCUUAUAUUCUUUGAGCUAAGCCUCAUACCAGGGUUCCUGCUGACUGACUAAUGUAAUACUGAAUGGCAUAAAGAGUGUAUUUGGUUUAAAAAUGCAAACAACAUACUUCUUAUUUAAUUUUAUUAUGCAUCUAUGCAGUUAUCUACUAUGCAGAGAUGAUAAAAAAGUGUUUUUCAAAGACUUUGAAGAAAAUUCAAAGUUUGAAGAAAAUUGAGUUAGUUUUCUAUUUAAUUGUCUGUUUUUAACUCAAUAAAUGAGGUUUGUAUUCUC